CUGUCAUGUGAUGUAUGUAGGUGAAGAAGCAAUGCAGAGAUUUCAGGAGAAGAAGAUUUCUUCUUUAAUGAAUGAGCCGCUAUUCUUCCCAAGAAGCAUGAAAGCUCCACUAAAAUCUUAUUUGGUGAAGGGGCAAUGGAGGCCAGAAGAGGACAGAAUGCUAAUGAUUCUAGUUCAACAACAUGGGUUGAAGAAGUGGUCCCACAUCGCAUCGAUGCUCGAUGGUCGCAUUGGAAAACAAUGCAGAGAGAGAUGGUAUAAUCAUCUUCGCCCGGACAUCAAGAAGGAUACAUGGACGGAAGAGGAGGAUAAAGCAUUGAUUGAAGCACAUAAGGACUUGGGAAACAAAUGGGCUGAGAUUGCAAAAAGGAUUCCUGGUCGAAGCGAGAACUCGAUCAAGAACCAUUGGAACACUACAAAGAGGAGGCAGUUACCAAAGAGGAGGAUCCGGAAGACCGCUGAGAAAGGUCGGCCAAGCAUCUUAUUGCAAGAGUAUAUACGGAGGACAAGCUUGGGUGUAGAGGAAGGUGAGGAAGGUGAGGAAGGCAAGGAAGGCAAGGAAGGCCAAGAAACCAAAGGUAAAUGCACUGAUGAGGCCCCAUCCCCUUCCUUGGUGAGUCAAGAUUUCCAUGCUAUUGGAGAGAAGCAAACAAGUGAAAAAAUGCAAGUGCCAUUUGAUGAUAUGGACCUUUCUCUGCUCUUCAAUUGGGCCUCUGCUACUACAAUUUCCUCCACUUCCUCUGGUUCUCUAUUGGAACAACAAGACCCGUGCAUGGGUUUUGAAGAAUUCCCUGUGGAGUUUGAACAGGUGAAGAGAGAAAUGGACCUGAUAGAACUGGUUUCUUCCUCAGUAAACAUGAGUAACUGGUAAGAAUCCAUGUGUUAGAUGUUCUUACUUGGACAACUUAGAGGUUUAGACUUAUACAUGUUUGUCCUUUAUUGCUUUCUAAAUUUAAAACUGUAGGCCUUCUUCAUCUCACUUAAUUCUUCUCU
Messenger RNA from Magnolia sinica, 993 nucleotides. RefSeq names its product transcription factor MYB98-like. Lineage: Eukaryota; Viridiplantae; Streptophyta; Magnoliopsida; Magnoliales; Magnoliaceae. Gene Ontology annotation, biological process: regulation of DNA-templated transcription. The coding region runs from base 11 to 871 and encodes 286 amino acids. The record is from RefSeq and is a predicted model, not a curated record. The transcript is spliced from 3 exons. Gene Ontology annotation, molecular function: DNA-binding transcription factor activity, RNA polymerase II-specific; RNA polymerase II cis-regulatory region sequence-specific DNA binding. Gene Ontology annotation, cellular component: nucleus.